GUGUGUGUGUUUUUAUACGUAUUCACAUACAUACAUAUAUACACAUAUAUAUUAUACAUAUAUCCUUCCGCAUUAUGUUAUUACUGUUAGAUUAAAAUAAAGAUACAUUCAUUGUAAGAAUCAAAUUAUAUUUCUGAUACAUUAUGUCGUUUACCAAAUUCAUUGUAUAAAUUUCACAGAUGUGAAUUUCGCAUAUGUGAAUUUGCAAAGACUACGUGAUUGUUUAAAGAAAAAUUCGAAGAUUGCACAUCAGCAAACUUCACGGUUAAACAGCUAAAGGAUUUGCCUCCCUGUAAAACAAUUUUUGACAUAACAUUUUCGUAAAAUUAACAAGUAUUUAUAUGGAAGAAAUGGCAAAGCCAAUAUUGCCAUGCACAUACGAAUUUUCCAGAGGCUAUGGCACUGGCGUGGCAGAAGCGCUUGGAAAUUGGGGCUUCUCUAAUAGAAUAUGUAGCGAAGGCCAAGAGCUGCAACGUUUAAAGUGUCUCUUUGCAGAGAUGGAUUCCUUACGCAGUCCGAAUAAACCGAUUAUGUGCGUCAAGUAUGAUCCCAGAUACGAUCCUGAGUCUUGGUAUGUUAAGCCUAGUGAAUGUAAGCCAGCAUGGACAUGUCCCAAAAAGAGGCCCUUGAUCACGUAUUGUUCAACUGUCACGAUUUUAAAAAUUGCCAAUUUACGUGAAAUCAGAUGGGAUCCUGGCUAUCCUAACCGUAGCCACAUCGAACAGGGUACAAACAAAUGGUAUCGUCAAAGGUCAGAUUGUUGCUAUCAACCUAUCUGUCUAGUCCCGUAAUGUCCUGUACGACACUGUUGAAAGAUCAAAUUCUUGUAAUUCUAAUAUGAUCGUUUGUAAUUGUAUUUAAUCGUAACGUCAGAUUAAAUAUAUUUCUGGUCUUUUUCUCACAUUAAAAUGACAAUACAAUGUUUAUUGUAUUCCGAAAUGUAUGUGUAUAAAAAAAAUAUCAGUGAUAGAGGAAUUGAGGUAUAAGGAUAACGAGGUAUGGGUAAUGAUAGAAUGAAAUUACUAAAAAUAUACAUCUGAGAGCAAUGA
This is a messenger RNA of Pogonomyrmex barbatus (red harvester ant), 1049 nucleotides long. RefSeq lists its product as uncharacterized. Lineage: Eukaryota; Metazoa; Arthropoda; Insecta; Hymenoptera; Formicidae. The record is from RefSeq and is a predicted model, not a curated record.